This is a messenger RNA of Cherax quadricarinatus, 1013 nucleotides long. NCBI's taxonomy places the organism in Eukaryota, Metazoa, Arthropoda, Malacostraca, Decapoda, Parastacidae. The record is from RefSeq and is a predicted model, not a curated record.
CUGGGGUUGGUGUUGUAGAUGUGGACACACCUGCGUCGGCCCGUGGGCGCGGUGAUCGGCAUGGUGGGUCAGUUCGUAGUGUUGCCAGCCAUGGGCUUCUUGUUCGCCGUGAUGUUCAAGCUGCGUCCCUACGAAGCCCUGGGCGUUCUGGUGGUCUCCUGCAGCCCCGGGGGCUCCUUCUCCAACUUCUUCACCUACUGGGCUGACGGAGACCUGGCACUCAGCAUCGUGAUGACUGCAUGCUCGUCUCUCCUGGCCUUCGUAGGGAUGCCCUUCAACCUGUGGAUGUACUCACGGUAUUGGCUGAACGAAGACGACGAGGAUAACAUCGUCGUGCCCUUCCGUAACAUUAUCAUGUCCUUGGCCUUCAUCACCCUCCCCGUCGUAGUGGGAAUGAUCAUCAGGCACUUCAGCGAGAGAGCUGCCGGUAUCAUCACCAAGGUGGCGAGCAUGCUGGGUUGGCUGGGAGUGUUAAUAAUCUUCGUGAUCUGGGUGAUUCUGUAUGGGCGUUCCUUCGUGAUUGCUACGCCACUCAUCUACGCCGCUGCUUUCCUCCUUCCGAUCACCGGUUUUACUCUAGCAUACGCUAUCGCCAAGCUCACCUGCAGGAGCCACAAAGUGUGUCGCACCAUCGGUAUAGAGACUGGAUGCCAGAACAUGCCUGUCGCACUAAGCGUCAUCAGUCUAUCCUUCCCUGAGCACAAGACGCGGGCGCAGAUCGUCAUCUUCCCCACGCUCUACGGCCUUAUCUUGAUUCUCGAGGUGUUCCUGGGCAUAUUCUCUUUCAAGAUGUAUAUGAAGAGAUGUUCUUCCCAAGACCAGCCAGACGUCGAUGUCUCCAUGACCUACACAGCCAAGACUGAGAAAGGAACAGCAGCAGAAAAGCAACUUGCCAUAGUCACUAGUUGAUUAAUAUGAGAGAGAGAGAGAGAGAGAGAGAGAGAGAGAGAGAGAGAGAGAGAGAGAGAGAGAGAGAGAGAGAGAGAGAGAGAGAGAGAGAGAGAGAGAGAGAG